AUGCACGUCUCCAAAUUUGCUCAAUUGGCGGCCCUGCUGGCUGUUGCCGCCCCGGUACUGGCCUCAAACCAGGCUACCGACAGCCCCAGAGGCGUUGCAAAGUUCCCAAACAGCGCUGGAGCAUCCCCUGCCGGGGCCUAUGCCGGCUCCCCCCGGCGUGCUGAGAAGGCGGCCGCACGCUGCGAGGCACGCCGAAGGAUCCAAGCACGCACCGAGCCCACCAGUUUGGACCCCCCAACCCCACUCGAGCCCGAGACCGUCACCCUGCCCGGGCACAUCCGGCCCGUCAAGGUCAAGAGCUUCAAGAAGAAGAUUCUCCCCGAGGGAAACCCCAGCCCCAAAGCCCCUCCGGAUUCUGCCGGUCUCGACAAAAGAACUACGCAUAACUGGGCUGUUGGGGUUGAACUGAUUGAUGGAUAUCGCAGAAAUACUUUGGGGAUCCCCGCCUCGUCUUUGACCAAGAAUCCCACCCUUGUCCUGACCGGCAAGCCCAAGGAAGGGGACGAAGCCAAGAAACCCGAGGAAUCCACUAAACCCAAGGAGCCCCAAGAGAAGCCUAAGGCAUGA
This is a messenger RNA of Pyricularia oryzae 70-15, 567 nucleotides long. RefSeq lists its product as uncharacterized. Bases 1 to 567 code for a protein of 188 amino acids. NCBI's taxonomy places the organism in Eukaryota, Fungi, Ascomycota, Sordariomycetes, Magnaporthales, Pyriculariaceae. The record is from RefSeq and is a predicted model, not a curated record. The transcript has 2 exons.